AUGCAAGUUUGCUCUGCUUCUGUGGAAACACUAUAUUGAACGUCACAGAAGUUAUCCUUAAAGGAUACGGCCCCCAUGCACCACAUAAAUCUGCCCCAUUGCACGUGAAGCAGAACCUAAAGCGCUCUGUGCAACAGCUGCUUUGCUUAGUCCCACUUUGUCACGUUCCAACUUUUUUCGAGGAGGAGAAAAAGUGUUUAAGAAGGAUCGGAUGCAUUUGUCAAUGGAUGCCCUUGGAAUAGUGGACGAUAGUUGCCUGGACAACUAUGACAUUGCAAAAAAUGCCGGGUCGAGCAGUGGAGGCAGGGUCCACAGCAUUGAUGUCAUACUUGGAUUCACUAAAGAUCAGGACGCUUUACUCCAUUCGGUAGGAGAUGGUGACGAACAAAAAGCCAACGGAGAAGACCUUCAUCUCUCUGAAAAGCAGGUCCAGCUCGACCCGUACGGGCACCUUCCAGAACUGGGCGACAGCUCCCAGCAUUCCUCCUACCAUGAAUCUGACCUUUUCUCAGGUGACAAGUGUGAUGGAGAAAUGAGUGACCUGCAGAAGAGCGUGGAGGAGGGUGAGGGGUCUCCGGAAACCCUUAAAGAGGAGGAGCACACUAAGAAGAAACACAGAAGAAAUCGCACCACUUUCACCACCUAUCAGCUUCAUGAGCUGGAGCGAGCCUUCGAGAAGUCCCACUACCCGGACGUCUACAGCCGCGAGGAGCUAGCCAUGAAGGUCAACUUGCCCGAGGUCCGAGUUCAGGUGUGGUUCCAGAACCGAAGGGCCAAGUGGCGACGUCAAGAAAAGAUGGACACGAGCACCAUGAAGCUUCACGACUCCCCCAUGCUCUCCUUCAGUCGCCCCUCGAUGCCUCCCAACGUUGGUCCCGUGGGCAACGCCAUGCCCCUGGAUCCCUGGCUGACCUCGCCCAUGUCCAGUGCCACGCCCAUGCACACCAUCCCGGGGUUUAUGGGCUCACCGCAGGGAAUGCAGCCCGCCUAUCAGAGCCACGGCUUUCUCAACAGCCCGUCUGGCAUGGUCCAAGGUAUGCAGCCCAUGGGCCCACCUGCUUACCAGUGCCCUCCCAGCUUCAACGAUAAAUACCCAAUGGAGGAUGACAGGAGUACCAGCAUCGCAGCACUCAGGAUGAAGGCCAAAGAGCACAUUCAGUCCAUGGAUAAAACCUGGCAGCACAUGUGAUGUGGCUAUGGACGGAUUACUGAGCUGCUCCCGUGAAUGUUUACAAACUGCUUUUCAACUGUUAGUUUCAUGUACCGAUGAAGAGGAUACAGUACAUGACACCAAAGGAGUUUGAGAGGCUGCUAUUUUUUUUUUAAAUGAGGCUAACAAGCAACUCUCAAAUUGGACUUCUUGUGAUUUUUGGUGUUUUAAAAAUUAACUUUAAAAAAGUUAUUAAUUUUGACCAAACAAGGUUUUUGGUCGCAAGGAUUAAUGAUCAAAUCUCUGGUGGUCAUUAUUCUGGUUGAGCAUGAGAUGUUUGGGAAUAUUCUUUUGUUUUGGAGUGAGAGGAAAUCUUCAACGUGAAUGUGUUGACACUUUAAAUUAGUGUCCCUGUUAAUUUUGUAUAUUUCUGACCAGUUUCAGACAUUUUACUGACACAAUGAAAUACAGUAUAGUAUAUAAGAGACUAAAUAGAGCAAUGUGGUCAGUAUUAGCAACAUUUUUUUUCAU
Messenger RNA from Limanda limanda (common dab), 1681 nucleotides. RefSeq names its product retinal homeobox protein Rx2-like. Gene Ontology annotation, biological process: positive regulation of transcription by RNA polymerase II. The transcript is spliced from 3 exons. The record is from RefSeq and is a predicted model, not a curated record. NCBI's taxonomy places the organism in Eukaryota, Metazoa, Chordata, Actinopteri, Pleuronectiformes, Pleuronectidae. The coding region runs from base 212 to 1189 and encodes 325 amino acids. Gene Ontology annotation, molecular function: DNA-binding transcription factor activity, RNA polymerase II-specific; RNA polymerase II cis-regulatory region sequence-specific DNA binding.